Molecule: messenger RNA, 2822 nt
Organism: Ilex paraguariensis (yerba mate)
Lineage: Eukaryota; Viridiplantae; Streptophyta; Magnoliopsida; Aquifoliales; Aquifoliaceae
Source: the annotation of a GenBank genome assembly
CCCCCUUCUCUCUCCCAACCUCUUUCUCUCUCUCUCUCUCAGAACAGAAACAUCGUUUUAAGAACGACGUGGAAAUUCAAUCAUGAAGACUGUUACUCCACAUCACAGCCACCACUUAAACGCAACCUCCCUCUAUAUAUACUCUUUCACUCCCAUUCUCUCCAUCACAUUCACACUCACAUUACUCCCCUCACAAUAUGGCUCAAAACUCACUUGCAAACCUCUCAUUUCUCUUCACUCUCCUCCUCCUUUCUCUCUCCGCCCUUACCGGAGAAUCGCGGCCGCCGUUUGCAUGCGACCCAAGUAAUGGAAAGACCAGAAAGUUACCCUUCUGUAGAGUCUCCCUCCAUAUCAAAGAUAGGGUUACGGACUUGAUCGGACGGCUGACAUUGCAGGAGAAGAUUAGGUUACUAGUUAAUAAUGCUGCUCCGGUCGAAAGGUUGGGCAUCAAAGGGUAUGAGUGGUGGUCGGAGGCUUUGCAUGGUGUGUCCAAUGUGGGCCCCGGUACGAAGUUUGGAGGGGACUUCCCCGGAGCCACCAGCUUCCCUCAAGUCAUCACCACCGCUGCUUCGUUCAAUGCAUCGUUGUGGGAAGAAAUCGGACGGGUAGUGUCCGAUGAAGCAAGAGCAAUGUACAAUGGAGGAAUGGCCGGUCUAACAUAUUGGAGUCCAAAUGUUAACAUAUUCAGAGACCCAAGGUGGGGGAGAGGCCAAGAAACUCCCGGCGAGGACCCGGUUUUGGCCGCUAAGUACGCGGCCCGCUACGUCCGGGGACUUCAGGGGAACACAGCAGAGAACCGAUUGAAGGUUGCUGCUUGCUGCAAACAUUACAGUGCCUAUGAUCUUGAUAACUGGAACGGCAUCGAUCGCUUCCAUUUCAAUGCCAGGGUUAGCAAGCAGGACUUGGCGGACACAUAUGAUGUGCCAUUCAAGGCCUGUGUGGUUGAAGGCAAAGUUGCGAGUGUUAUGUGCUCGUACAAUCAGGUUAAUGGCAAGCCCACUUGUGCUGACCAUGAUCGCCUUCGCGGCACAAUCAGAGGCCAGUGGCACCUUAAUGGAUACAUUGUGUCGGAUUGCGACUCUGUUGGGGUUCUAUAUGACAACCAACACUACACUACCACACCUGAGGAUGCAGCUGCUGCCACCAUCAAAGCAGGUUUGGAUUUGGACUGUGGGCCAUUCUUAGCCAUCCACACAGAGGCAGCGAUACGAACAGGUAAACUAAGCGAAGCCGACGUUAAUGGAGCCCUAGCUAAUACGCUUUCGGUCCAAAUGCGUCUGGGUAUGUUUGACGGUGAGCCCAAGAGACAGCCCUUUGGAAACUUGGGCCCAAGGGACGUGUGCACUCCGGCCCAUCAACAGCUGGCCCUUGAGGCGGCCCGACAAGGCAUUGUUCUGCUUCAAAACCGUGGUGGGUCGUUACCGCUAUCCACUCGCCGUCACCGGACGGUAGCCGUCAUUGGGCCCAAUUCUGAUGUUACAGUCACCAUGAUCGGCAACUAUGCUGGGGUUGCAUGCGGGUACACUACUCCACUACAAGGUAUAUCAAGAUACGUGAGAACAAUUCAUCAACCAGGGUGCGGUGGUGUUGCUUGCCGUGGGAACCACCAGUUUGGGGCUGCCGAGGCCACUGCUAGACAGGCAGACGCAACUGUACUGGUGGUGGGGCUGGAUCAAUCGAUCGAAGCAGAAGCCAGAGACAGGGGCGGGCUCCUCCUGCCGGGACAACAGCAGGAGCUCGUAUCUAGGGUGGCCAUGGCUUCUAGAGGCCCUACUGUGUUGGUGGUGAUGUCUGGUGGUCCUAUUGAUCUUUCAUUUGCUAAGAAUGAUCCCAAGAUUGCAGCCAUUUUGUGGGUUGGUUACCCUGGUCAAGCAGGUGGAACUGCUAUUGCUGAUGUUCUAUUUGGAACAACCAAUCCAGGAGGAAAGCUGCCUAUGACAUGGUAUCCGCAGGACUACGUGGCUAAGGUGCCAAUGACUGAUAUGAACAUGAGAGCAGACCCAUCAAGAGGCUAUCCGGGUCGAACCUACCGUUUCUAUAAGGGUUCUGUUGUCUUCCCAUUUGGGCAUGGGCUUAGUUACACCACCUUUGCACACUCUCUAGUCCAUGCCCCAGCUGCAGUUUCUGUCCCUCUAGCAAACCUCAAUGCCUUCCAAAACUCAACCAUAUUCAACAAUGGAGUGAGGAUCACACGAACCAACUGUGAGAAACUCAACCUAGGAGUACAUGUUGAUGUGAAAAACACUGGCGACGUGGACGGAACACAGACACUGCUCGUGUUCUCAACCCCACCUGCCGGAAAAUGGGCUCCUCACAAACAAUUGAUAGGGUUUGAGAAAGUUCAUGUGGUGACAGGGGCUCAACAGAGGGUUAUGAUUGACAUUGAUGUGUGCAAGCAUCUAAGCGUGGUGGACCAGUUUGGAAUUCGAAGAAUUCCAAUGGGUGAACAUACUUUUCAUGUUGGUGAUCUAAAGCAUUCAAUCUCUCUCCAAGCAGCUUUAGAAGAGAUCAAGUCUUAAUAAUUUCAGAGAUUGAUCAUUAUACCAUAUUGGGUCAAGAAUAAGUGUUACUUUCUUCUUUCCAACAGCAAUUGUAAAUAACCAAUUGGGUCUUAGCCCAGUUGGUCACCUGAUUCUCCCACAAAUAGGAGGUUAGGACAUCCAUCCUUACCAUUGUCUGUCUUUGGGUGUGUUCUUUGUACGUAAUAAAGCUGUGUUUUAUUUACUCUGCAGGUAUUGCAGGUAUAUUGUGAAACAUUGUAAUAUUGAUACGUCUUUGCAAAUAUAUAUAUAAAACAGCAAUUGUAAAUGAUUACGUAGCAC